This is a messenger RNA of Australozyma saopauloensis, 1395 nucleotides long. Its product is annotated as glycerophosphocholine acyltransferase. Bases 1 to 1395 code for a protein of 464 amino acids. The record is from RefSeq and is a predicted model, not a curated record. NCBI's taxonomy places the organism in Eukaryota, Fungi, Ascomycota, Pichiomycetes, Serinales, Metschnikowiaceae. The transcript has a single exon. Gene Ontology annotation, biological process: phosphatidylcholine biosynthetic process.
AUGUCAGACUCUAAUACAAGCUCUACGCUGUCUCUUACUCACAGAAAGACCAGUGACGACGAUCUCUUAGAUGCGGACACUGAGUCUAUCUCUGAAGUCUCGCCUUUGUUGCGUAGAACGUCCUCAUCUCAUAGUGUAUCAUUUGUAGACAUGUCUCGACUUUUGCUCGUGCCGGACUUUGACUUCGGGUCCGGGUUUCUGGAGAUGGGCGACUCUACAAUGAAGAAAAUCAAUGACAUGAAGAACAAGACCAAGGAGAAGCUACGCAAAUUGAAGGAUGACAAUGGUGUUGGCAUCACUGUGACUGGCCGUCGAUUCUUGUCACAAGAUGCGGCCAAGUUCCAGGCAAGUCUCAAUCGCCGUUUGAGUAGAUUCGACGAUCGUGUGCACCGUAGUCUUCAGAGCUCUGCUACGGAAAAGGCAUUUUACGCUGCGGCGGUAAUGCUGAUUGCCGUAGGCGGCUUUAUUAUUGGCAAGUAUCCCACCUACUUUCCUAUCUUCCACACAGCCAUGUUUUGUGCGCUCAUGCCGAUUCGGUUUUAUACGUAUUUUAAGCAGAGCUUCCAGUACUACUUGGCAGACUUGUGUUACUACGUGAAUGUUCUUCUACUUCUAUUUUUGUGGGUAUUCCCCAACUCCAAGUCGUUGUUUAUAUCUGUUUUCUCUUUGACUUUGGGAACGUUGUGUUUUGCUGUGAUUACUUGGAGGAAUUCAUUGGUUCUUCACUCUAUCGACAAAACCACCAGCUCAAUAAUCCACUUUAUGCCGCCCAUUACUAUUUUCGUGCUUGUGCAUGAGAUGCCCAAGGAGUACGUCGCAAAACAUUAUCCAGCUAUUGCACAAGUUGAGAGCUGGAAUUUCGUCAAUGGUAUCAUCAUCACCUCUAUUUAUUAUACCAUUUGGCAGGUAUCGUAUCACUACUUUAUCACGGUGCGUAGAAAGGAACAAAUUGCCAAGGGGAGAGUGACCUCUUUCACAUACUUAAGGCAGAAGAACAGCAAAAGUCUUUUGGGUCGGUUUGUCAACGGUUUACCUUACACAUGGAUGCAAAUCGCUGCAUUUACGUUAAUUCAGUUUUUCUACCAGAUCCUCACCAUGCUUCCAUGUCCAUUGUGGUUCCGUUACAAACAUCUUUGUGGAGCGUUCGUGAUGUUUAUUUUUGCGUGGUCCGCUUACAAUGGAGCCACUUACUAUAUCGAAGUAUUUGGAAAGAGGUUUGAGAAAGAGGUUGCCACUUUGAAGCUUGAAAUUAAUGAAUUACAACAGCAGAUUAGUCGUCAUGAGGCAGAGAGAAGUACGCCGUCGUUCUCGCCUGUUUUGGAGCCUUUACCCUCUGAGCCUAUGGAGGAACUUAGGCUUCUGAAGGAAUCUCCCCAAAUGAAGCCAAAGAACUAA